AUGAGUGUUAAUUGUCAAAUUAAAGAUAAACAGAAAGUGCUUCAAAAUAUCCUAUUUUAUAAAAAAUAAAAACAAUAAAAUGUGAUUAGAAAAUUGCGACUGAUUUUCGUUGAUGUUUUGCAUUGGUGAUUGAAUUAUCUUAAUAAACAAUUUCGAAAGAACAGUAUAAUGUUGAAGAAAUAAAUCACCAUAUGGGUUAAGAUUAUUGAAUAAAAAUGUUUUCUGCUAUCAAAAGGUUGGCAAGCAAAGGGGAUGGCUCUCCAAACAACUCUAUGGGGAGGCCACCCAGUCACCAAGCCAUGUCUUCCUCGUUGCAACGCAAAUUUGCACGAGGGGUACAAUAUAACAUGAAAAUUGUAAUAAAAGGAGAUCGAAACGUAGGAAAAACUUGCCUCUUUCAUCGACUACAAGGGAAAAAGUUUGUCGAAGAGUACAUACCGACAGAGGAAAUUCAGGUUACCUCCAUACAGUGGAAUUAUAAAGCCACAGAUGAUGUUGUAAAAGUGGAAGUGUGGGAUGUUGUAGAUCGUGGCAAGAAGAAAAAACAUUUUGAUGGCUUGAAGCUGGAAAACUCUCAAUUGGAGGUACCAGACGAACAUGCAUUAGAUGCAGAGUUCUUGGAUGUUUAUAAAGGGACGAAUGGAGUUAUAAUUAUGUUGGAUUUGACCAAAACUUGGACUUUCGAUUAUGUGCAAAGGGAACUGCCUAAAAUACCUGGCCACAUUCCAGUUAUUAUUUUGUCUAAUCAUUGCGAUAUGUCCCAUCACAGGACUGUUACUGCCGAUCACGUUAAUUUCUACAUUGAUUCGAUUGCAGGUACUCGGACUGCCCAGGUUCGCCAUUCAGAAUCAUCCAUGCGAAACGGCUUUGGUUUGAAAUUGCUACACAAGUUUUUCAACCUACCUUUCCUACAACUGCAAAGAGAAACCCUGCUGCGUCAACUUGAGCGAAAUGAGGUCGAGACGAACGCUACAAUCCAAGAACUUGACAUGUUCUGCGAUUCAGACGAGGCCAAUUACGGUAAAUUCCUCGAUAAUUUAGUGAAGAAACGUAGGGAAAUUGCCGAUUCAAACGCAAACAUUCCUCCAAAACUACCGGUUAUUCCUCCCAAUGCCCCUCCCAGCGAUAUGAAGAGGUCUCAAAGCGGUCCGAUUGUUAUCGGUGCCGGUAAACCCAUUCCUUUUGGAAACUUGGCUCAAGGCAAGGUACCUUCGCUUACACCUCACGUGUCAAAGAGUUCUAGCAUGAGUUCUGGGUUCGUGUCCAAAUUGGGAGUGGAUACGCGAGUGAGCGAUGGUAUACCCGAUUUGAGGAGGCUGGAGAUAAGUCCAAUUACCUCUGUCGAGGAGUUUUGUCCAGAAGGAGGACAACUUACCGGGUUUCUUGAUGACGUACAGUUUAAUAUGCAAAGUAAUAUUAAAGAGGAGGAAGAACAGAGCGAAUCGGACACUGAUACGGGAAAUCCUCUGGUGUCCGAGCUGCAGGAAGAUUGUGAACCGGACGAAAUCUCCUUUUCCAAGCCUGUGAAGUUUGCUAAAAAACCAGAAUCGAACCUAAACGCUCCCUUGAGAAUCGUCAGAUCGGAUGAGAGCAGCGAACUGGAAAUUGAAAAGACCGUACCCGAAGACUACGACAUGAAACAGACAAACGAUGAGUUCGAUUCUACCAUCAAUUCAGAAAUAUCCGAGCUGACGUCUGACGCCUACGACGCCUGGAUAGGAGCCGAUACCAAGUGGAGACGGUCCCCAGAAGGUGGUGAAGAUAAUUCGGUCGUUAGCCAGACUCUAGAUUACAGUAACAGCACGGCUAAUGACGACAGCACUAGCGUGACGUCUUCAAACGUUCACAUGGAGUUGCUCAUGUCCAAGCAAAGCUCCAAUAACGGGAGUGUGGUAAGCGACAGCGACGGUACACACACUUCGAGCUCUGUGAAGAAGGAGAAGAAGAAGAAGGAUAAAGACAAGACUGAGAAGAAAUCAAAGAAAAAAUCGUCGAAGGACAAAGACCGCCACAAGGACUCCAGCAAGAGUGAGAGGAAGCACAAGCGGAGGUCCAGGGAAGAGACCUCCUCUCACAGAGAUGAGCUGGAGGAGUUCCUCAACGGCCCAACAAGCUCACCUAUAGACGCGGCGUACGAGGCCAUCUAGCACAUGCCCGUCAUAAUCAAAUACAAAUACGUCUUGAAUCUAUAACGGUCUCGCCUUGCCUUCCACGUUUUAAGCUUCUAAAAUGUAUCCUGUGGAAAAAAGUUAACAAGCUGUCGCUGUUCGUGAGGUACCUUUUUGUAUGUGUAUAUUGGAAAUAUUUUAUAUAAGGGGCUCGUGACGGGUGGAAUUUAGGAAUUGAUUUUUUAACGUAUUAUUAUUAUAACGUUGAAAGAAAGUGAUGGGACUAAAAAAUUCCUAAAUUUUAUUUACCCUUCGACAGUUCUGGACUAUUGGGUCUAAUUCUGUUUCACAUUAUUUCGAAUCGGUAAGAUCUAAUUGCAUUUUUUAAUAUCUCGUUUUUAAACGGGGUGUUCAUUUUUUGAACCACACAAUGGUGAUCUCAGUUUAAUAACAAAUAACAUGUCAAGGAGAAAUCUGAUCCAUCUUUUUUUUAAAUUUUGAAGUUAUGGCCUUGAUGCCUAUCGGAAUUGGAGAAACAACAUUCAUAUUUCAUUUGUCUUAAGGGGUCUUUUUGGAUUUUAGCAUUUUCGAAUUCCCAUCGUUUUUCUGAUUAUGAUGAUAUGUCGUAUAACAUAUCAUUACAUUUACAUUAUCCAUUUUUUAAAGAGUGCUUUGGAAAAACAAAAGAAAUUUUGAGAGUUCGGGUAAACUUCCAUAGACGUCGAAGUUUAAGGAAUUAAAAAUGUUUCUACUAGAAGAACUGUGAGAUAUUCUUUAAACUUAUUUAUUAACUAAUUUGAACUAUAUCUAAUUUAUGCCGAAAUUUAUCAUGGAGUUAUACUCGGUUGUUUUG
Messenger RNA from Anoplophora glabripennis (Asian longhorned beetle), 2961 nucleotides. Its product is annotated as rab-like protein 6. Gene Ontology annotation, cellular component: nucleus; cytosol. Gene Ontology annotation, molecular function: GTP binding. The transcript is spliced from 6 exons. The record is from RefSeq and is a predicted model, not a curated record. Bases 216 to 2147 code for a protein of 643 amino acids. Lineage: Eukaryota; Metazoa; Arthropoda; Insecta; Coleoptera; Cerambycidae.